AUGGUUCCCGGAAAUAAUACAGUCAAUAUUCAAUUAACAGAAAACAAUUUUUUCGAAUUUUUCUUAGAUUUCACUGGAGGAAAAGUAAUUGAAACAGAAGUCACAUUGAUUAUUGAUUCAGACUGUUCCGAAGAACCUGAAUCAUCACUUGUGAGUAGUAAAUUUUUAGUUAGAAUUAUCCAUGAAAUAAAAUAUUUUCAGAGUCUCGUGAAUACUGAAACUUAUACAAAUUCGGAAAAUGAAGAACGAUAUGUGACAAUUUACAGAGAUACAGUAGCAUUAUCUGAUGUCUCAUUCAAAUACCACUUCAAUCGAACAGCUGUGCUUGAAGAAUUCACCGAGAUUGUUUCUGGAUUGAUAUGA
Molecule: messenger RNA, 363 nt
Organism: Caenorhabditis angaria
Lineage: Eukaryota; Metazoa; Nematoda; Chromadorea; Rhabditida; Rhabditidae
Source: the annotation of a GenBank genome assembly